AUGGAUCAGCCUCGACCUCCUCUGCGGCAGUUUACAGGAAAUUUCCCGGCGGCACGACCUGCUACAGCCUCGCCUGCACCACGACUACGGCCUCAGCCCUCUUUUCGGGAUCGUUUCUGGUCCAGAACCAGCGCAAAUUACGACGGAGAGGACGAUGCCAUCCCAGAGCCUCAAAACAAUCUCACAAAGAAAAGUCCCUACGUCCCCCGGAAUGCAGCCUCCGGCUUCUCGAGAACCGCAACCGCGCCGCAUGAACAGCUCAGACGAAAGGUGGAGAGACGACCAAGCAAAGACUCGGUAAUCGAUGUCUACGCUAGCUCACCUCUGAGUGUGCUAGCCGCAGGCCACUUAUACGUCCAUACUCCCUCCGAGGCCAGCGCCACGGACUUUGCCGAUUUCAUGACCACCGCUCAAAACGAAGAGCGCCUCCGCCAGGCUGCCAAUGCCGUGCAUGCACGAAGCCAGUAUCGCGACAGCGGUUACUAUUCCUCGUCCAACGGCGGCCGUACCGACGGACGCUACUCGCCAUCUGUCCCAUCAUCGGCAUCGGUAGCUGGUUUGAAAAAGCUGAAAUCACAGCCUUCCAUGAGGACGUUUGGCCAGCGCAUUGCAGAUUAUAUCAAGCCUCCACGAGACGACUCGUUACCACCCAUGCGCCGGUGA
This is a messenger RNA of Trichoderma asperellum CBS 433.97, 663 nucleotides long. NCBI's taxonomy places the organism in Eukaryota, Fungi, Ascomycota, Sordariomycetes, Hypocreales, Hypocreaceae. The record is from RefSeq and is a predicted model, not a curated record.